Euleptes europaea (tarantolino) is the source of this 819-nucleotide messenger RNA. It is a transcript of the gene CENPQ, whose product is annotated as centromere protein Q. The coding region runs from base 1 to 819 and encodes 272 amino acids. Lineage: Eukaryota; Metazoa; Chordata; Lepidosauria; Squamata; Sphaerodactylidae. The transcript is spliced from 9 exons. The record is from RefSeq and is a predicted model, not a curated record.
AUGCGUGCCAAAAGAAAAGAAGCUGUGAAGGCCAAGAGCUCUCAUGGUCAACCAGGACCUUCCAGCGAAAGAAGAGGAUCAUAUGGGAGAAGAACAAAAAAGAAAGCGGAGAGAGAACAAGGUAUACAACCAGUAAAGAAGAAGCGGAGAACACGGUCUUCGGAAGAAACACCAUCUCCAGAGAGAAAAGUGGUGGUGACUGCAAGCCAAAGAGCAAAGUGGCAGCCACUUCCAGAGAGCGUUAGAGCGCACCUGGAAUCCGUAAUGCAUGGGGUAAUAUUAUCUAUUAUUUACGAAAAUCCCCAAAACCAAGGGCAAAUUGAAAAGCACUUAAACCACGUCAAGGAAAGGCUUCUGAAACACUUUGUGACUCUGAGAGUUCCUGUGGAGAAGCAAAGUAUCCUGAGGAGUUUGAAGAAGCUUCAGGCCGAGGAAGAAGAUAAGAUUGCAGCAGUUGAAGCAGGCUUGGAAGAGCUGCAGGACGCAAUUGACAAAUUGGUGGAAGAAGCAGAGCUCAGGCAUGAAGAAACCACGAGUCUUCAGAAUGAAGUGGAGGCGUUAAAACGUGAGCUGGCCGCAGAAGAAGAGAUGAUGAGUGAGCUAUUUUCGAAAGAAAGCAAUGACGUUCUUGCUCUUCCUAAACUCCAGAAUGAGAGCCUAGAAGCACCUCUUCUUCAGGAGCUGAUAUUGAAGAUCCCAAACCAAGAAGGUGUCCUUAAUGACUUGAACAAAAUUCAGCAGUCAAAGGAGAUGAAGGCUAUGUUGGAUUCUCUUGAACAAGCCUAUGGAAACAUGGAUGAAUAUGAAAGAACGGAAUAA